Gastrolobium bilobum is the source of this 2777-nucleotide messenger RNA. RefSeq lists its product as uncharacterized. The coding region runs from base 844 to 1896 and encodes 350 amino acids. The transcript has a single exon. Lineage: Eukaryota; Viridiplantae; Streptophyta; Magnoliopsida; Fabales; Fabaceae. The record is from RefSeq and is a predicted model, not a curated record.
GUGUCAUAUUUAUAGUGGAUAACAAGUACCAAGUAAAAAAAAGGGGGGGGGGAUGGAGUUCGCUACAUUGGGUAGCGAACUUGGUGUCCACUAGAAACGUGACACGUCAGUAAACCGAGUUCGCUACACCGGGUAGAACUUGCUCCCGUGACAGAUUGAAAAAUAACACUGUUCGCGUGACAUUUAGGUAAAAAAAUUGGUGAACAAUGACAUUUUGAUCACUGUUCCAAAAUUUCAUAAAAAUUAAUUAAUUAAUAUUAAAUGAAACAAGGUAAGGAUCAAACCAUAACACAGACUUUAAUAUUUAAAGAACUAAUUGACUCCAAAAACUUAAUUUUGGGCACACGUAUCAUAUGAUCAUUUGUUAAAACUUCUGAUAAAGGCGUACUACAUUAGUUUGUGGGCAAAUAAAACGGUUGCACGUGUGCACCUUCUGGAAGUUCCUGCGAGGCAAAAAGUGAAUUCCACAUCGAAGGCGAGAAUAUUGUGCUGUGCUGUUCCCUGCGAUGAGGCCACGUUACCCCCCCCUCUCUUUCCAGGAGAGUUGGACACUAUCUCCACCCUCAUUGGCCACGUGGGUCCCACCAGAUAUGCCACUUUCCCUUCGGGUCCCACACUACCGAAUUGAAAAAACUAACCAAUCACGUUCUCUCUACUGUUCCCCCUCUUUUGCCCUAGACACGUGGCAGACCCUCACCCAGCCACCUCGCUGCAGUUAUCAUUAUCGCUUCCGCUCCAAUCUCAGCGACACUGAAGAGAAGGGUAACCAAACCAGCCAAAAUAGAGAGAGAAAGAGAGAGGUGAAGAGAGAGAGAGAAGAGAGAAAAAGGUUGCGAAACCGUGAUGGACGGCAGAGAUUCGUGGAGAGUGGCAGCGUGUGGCGGUGAUGGUGCUGCUUUUGAUAACAAGAUAUUGAACAGGAUAAUGCUCCGUUUCCGGCCGAUCGCACCAAAGCCCGUUGCCGGAAGUUCUGACUCCGCCGGCGGGGAUGUUCAGGUAAGCCAGAUAAACAAGGUAGAAGGGAAAAGAUCGAAGAGGAAGUACGUUAGAGUUCGGAGGAACAGUGGAUACGCGAGAAAGAAAGGGAAUAGAUCUUCCGAGAGAAAAGAUGGUGUGGAGAACGUGGCGGUUGUUACGUUGCAGUUGAUGCCGGAGAAGGACGCGCCGGAACGGGGCGAGGUUACCGGAGAUUCGUGGCGUAAGAACGUUGAUCUUGACCUAACCGUGGAGAAGAUUCAGAUCCUCGAGGAUCUGAAUCCGCCGUGCGCGACGGCGAACGCUGACGUUGGUAAGGGCUUAGAUCGGGUUGUGGCGGAGGCGGAACUGUCCUCGCUCGCCGGAGCUUCAUGGUGUAAGAACGUUGGUCUUGAUAACCUAACCGUGGAGAAAGUCCGAUUCAUGGAUAAUUUAAAACCGCCGUGCGCGACGGCGAACGCGAAGCGAUAUGAGAUUUUAGAUCAGGUGGUUGCUGCGGCGGAGAUGGUGGUGGUUGAGUCGUGGGUGACGGUAGAGAGCGUGACAGGCACGUGCAUGGGUGAAGGAGAAGGAGAAGGUUUAGGAUGUACGGACGUUGAGAAGGUGAAGAAUCUAGAAACUGACACGUGUCCAGGGUUUGUAUCGGACGGUUGUUAUAAAGUGCGGUGGGUGAACGACGCGUACAAGAGGAUGGUGGUUGGUGAGGAGCCAUGGCCUGAGAUUGUGGUGUGGUUGAAGGUGAAGGAUAGUGUUGAGUGGUGUUGUUAUUCCUACCCGGCGUUCACUUGCGGGGUGAGGUUACAGUACACGUGGCGGAACGAGAAGUGCACGAAGAUGGUGCCGUGUGAUGUUUGGAGAUUGGACUGUGGUGGUUUUGCAUGGAAGCUAGACGUGAAAGCUGCGCUUAGCUUGGGUCUCUGAAAAAUCACAUAGACAUCAAUUAUAUAUCUAUAUAUGUACAUAGACACAUGUAUAUAUAGCUAGCUAAGUUCAAGUUCUAUGGAUUGAGGACAAGCCCCUCUGCACCAGGAAAUGGUUAGGUAUUAUUCCAGUUAGAGUCUUUGCAACUGUUUGGAGAAAUUUUAAAAAGUUGAAGAAAGGUGUGUCGUGUGAGUGUUCAUUAUCAAUAAGGGGUUGUAGGGGAAGUAAGAGAAGAUGGGAAACUUGGCUAGUCUUCUGUUAAGCUGGGAGGGCAGAAAAAGUAAAUAUAUGAGAGCUAAAUAUGCAUAAUGCUUCUGAAAAGAACUGUGGCUAUGCUAUGUCUAUAGGACUAGAGCUAUUUUGUGUGUAACUAUUGUCCCUCCAAGACAGCGACAGACAAAAUUAGUAGUAAAUGUAUAAUAUAGUAAUACUAAUAUAUAUAUAUAUAUAUAUAAGUCUUAUUACAUGAGCCUGACUCUACAUUAUCUAAGUAUACGUCGAGAGAAUAAGAGAGAUACGUGAAGAGAAUAGGCACAAGCAUUUUGUGCCUUUCUUGUUUGGUUUUGCUAUUUAUUUAAACUUGUGGGCAUAUAUGCAGUUUGGUAAAGCUCUAAAAGCAGCGGAACGAACUUAUUUAGUGUUAGUUUUUUACUGUUAGAAUUACUUUCAUGUUGAAAGAUAAAUGCCUCGGUUGGUAGUAUGGGGAAGAAAGGCAGAUAGUGGUUUUAUUGAUCUCUUGGAAAAAUCUUAGUAUUAAGAGUGGGUUAUUUUUGUUAUGUAAGUAAUUUCUUAAUCAGAGUUGUGUUGGUCAUUAAAAUUUGAGAGUUAGUCGUACAUUAUUAAAAAAUAAAUAGUAGUAACCACCUAUAGGAUUAUAAUUU